Molecule: messenger RNA, 660 nt
Organism: Babesia ovata
Lineage: Eukaryota; Apicomplexa; Aconoidasida; Piroplasmida; Babesiidae
Product: transglycosylase, putative
Exons: 1
Coding region: 1-660 (219 amino acids)
Source: RefSeq, a predicted model, not a curated record
AUGUUCACUGGAGCCGAAGACUGUACUGACGUCCAGUGUCACGCCCCGCUGCCGGAAGCACGCGUCGCCGACGGCGUCCUCGAAGGCCGCCUUACGGUGCUCGCCGCUGCUACGCCAGUCACAUAUGAACUGGUAGUAAAGGCGAACAGGUCGUCUGGCGUCCGUGGCGGGCGAGUGAGGAGGCAAUUCAGGAAGCUGCACAGUCUGGUGAGGGGUGAGGAAGCGCCGCCGCAGAAGGCGCCGAGGACGUCCAUGAUGGCUCUGCCUGGGCACGCACGGGAGGCCAGCCUGGUGAUGUUGGAGAGGCCCAUCGGCGUCUUGCACGGCAGGCCGGGUGACGUGGUGUCACAGGCGGGGCAUGAGACACAGGUGUCAUUGGGGGACAGGUCAUGCGGCAAGAAGCCUUGCAGUCCGUCCUCGAGGAACGACUGGAGCGGCGACUUGACGCCGCACCUGGGAUGCUGGUCACAUCUUUACAUAUUUGGUCAUGUGUUUGGUUGCACUGUUGGUCACACAUUUGGUUGGCACACAGCAUGGUGUUGCACUUCCAUGACGAUCCUCCGACGUCCCGGCCGUACCAGCAGUCGAGCCAUCCGCCGUGCCGGGCGUUGUAGGUGCACUGGCGGUAGAGGAAAUAGAGCUGCUGGUGGAGGCGUUUGA